UUUUAUAAAUCAUUGUAUGAUUGUUGAGUAGAAAACUGUGUGGAAAACACAUUGAAAAUGAGUGAGGGGGACAUUAAUAGACCACUGGAAAAUGGUUUCCACCGUCCGGUAGCGGAAAAUGUAGAUGAUAUAACUUGGAUAAAUAAGAUGAACUCUCAAAUCGGCUACCAGAAGAUAAAGUCUCAAGCUCAGCAACUGAAGCAGGAACUCCAGCAGGCUUUUACCCAGGAACUGGACAGUCUUGUGGAUGGGUUUAUAGAGGAAGUGGAACAGAUGGAGGGAAAAGAGGGUCUGUCUAACAAUGUCAGCUUCUCAGAUCUUCGCUCCAGUGUUUCAGACUUAAGGCAUGAAAAUGUAAUCAAAAAGAAGAGGGAGGGAGGUGAACUUCCAGAUAAGGAAUUUAUGCCCAGGAAUUCAGUGUUAACAGAUUUGUUUAGAAUAAAAGAUGUGAAGACCAUCUACCAUAUUUUUGUGGCUAUUUUGAUUGUGUUCAGUCUCAAUACUCUAGUGUAUGAUCUCAUCAAUGAAGGGAGGUUAAAUCUCAGCUUUGACCUGAUACAGUAUGGAAUGGGAAAGUUCUCUAAAGUCAUGGAGUUGUGGGUCAGCAUGACCUUGUCUACAUUAUUAGUGGUCUACCCCGGCUUCUACUACUGGUCAAUGCACAGAAAACCAGGCAGAGUGGGUGGAUAUGACAUCGCUGCAGGAUGUGUCUACAUUCUCUAUCAGCUGGUUUUUCUUGUGUGGCCCGUUAAGUACAUCACAGACAAUGCCUUACCCCCAGGGUCCAGUAUCAUUGUCACAGCUGAACAGAUCAGAUUGAUGAUGAAAGUCCAUGCUUUUGUGAGAGAAAAUGCCGCUAAAGUUUUAGCAUUCAAAAAAGAUGAUAGUUCUGAGGAUCACGUUUGUCCUGAUUUCUCCAAGUAUCUGUAUUUCCUCUUCAUCCCAACUCUUGUCUACAGGGACUCGUAUCCAAGGACACAGAAGAUUCGCUGGAGUUACGUGGUCAGUAACUUGGGACAGGUGCUUGCUUGUCUGUUCUACACAUAUUACAUCUUUGAGAGGUUCCUAGUGCCCGUGUUCCGUAACUUUGGCCGUGAACACAUAACAGCCAAAGCUUUGAUCCUGUCAGUGUUUGGAUCCAUGUUGCCUGCCACUCUAGUCUUAGUUUUGGGUUUCUUUGCUAUUCUUCAUUCCUGGUUUAAUGCCUUUGCUGAAAUGAUGACUUUUGCAGACAGAAUGUUUUACAAGGACUGGUGGAAUUCCACAUCAUUUGCUAGCUACUACAGGACUUGGAAUAUUGUUGUACAUGACUGGUUGUACACUUACAUCUACAAGGAUGCUUUCAAGCUUUUCCCCAACAAUCGUUCCCUUGCCAUGGCUUGUGUGUUUUUGAUCUCGGCUGUUGCCCACGAGUACGUGUUGAUCAUGUGCUUCAAGUUUUUCUAUCCCGUCUUGUUCGUCAUGUUCAUGGGAGCUGGGUUUGGCUUCAUCUUCUUUAAAGGCGUGGGUAGGGGUUGGAAUGUGUUUCUGUGGCUGAUGUUGAUCAUGGGAAAUGGAAUGUUGAUGUGUUUGUACAGCCUAGAAUGGUAUGCUCGACAGAGGUGUCCAGAGAAUACGGACAACUUUUUGGAUUAUCUCAUUCCUCGGUCAUGGACCUGUGACUUUGAAGCCAUGGAAAACUGAACAAUUUUUUCCUUACAAUUUGGUUUUCUCCAGCAUGUGCAAUAAAGUUAAUAUUUUAUGAAAUAUACACCAGAAAACGAUAUUAUUAAAUUCUAGGAAGUGAUUGAAGUACAUGUAAAUUGUACAUGUGUUUACAUGAUAAGUAUGUGAAGUUUGUCAAGGGUUUAAAGAGAGUGCUGCUUGUACUGUACAUCCUAAAGCUCAGGUUGAUAGCAUAAUAUUCCUUUUUGUACAUUACAUGAUUGAGGUUCUUUUUCCUGUACACAUGUACAUCAGUAACAAUUUAUAUUAUCUGCAUUGUCACCAAGUGAAAUUUGUCAAAAGCCAUCACAUUUCUUUUGUGAUUAUUAAUGUUCAUUGAUCACCCUGGUAGAAAUACUGCAGUGCCUACAUUAAACAAAACAGUAUAAUAAGUACCGAUAGCUUAUUUUUAAUUCAGUAGAUUUGAUUUUUGUGGUUUACAUGUAUGUUCUAAUAUAUAAUACAUGUACCUUUAUUUAAGAAAAACCAUCAAUUAGCAAACACUGAAUUAAAUAUCAAAAUCACAAGAACCAUCAGCAAUAUUUAUAGGGAUUCACAAUAUACACUGCAGAAUCAAGGUUGUCCUCAUGUUUUGAUUAAUAAGUUAGUCUUUGCAUUGAAAGUAAAAUUUAAUUAUCAUAUAAAUUGAUUAAGUGACAUUUAUCAAAAACAUAUAUUUAUUAGUUGUUUUUACAUUGUAAAUGUAAGAAUCAUUUAAGAAUUGGUAACAUAUUCCUGUAAGGAAGUUUCAUAGAAGUGCAAUUUUCUUGACCAUGUUCAUGAUUUAUACAAUUUUGAUUGAAAAAUUGUAGAUGGCAUGUACAAAAUAUAAUCAAAUGAAUUGUUUGCUAAAUGAGAUUUUGAAUCUUUAUGUGCCAUGAACAAAUGUGUAGCUACUGUGUAUAUUGUUUUCAACUGCUUUUCAUGGUAUACUUUUUUAAUGUGCUGCCUCGUAUUUCUACACCAAAACUUUAAAACAUUUAUAAACUCGUACAUCUAUUUAUUUGGCCAUGCAGAAUACAAAUAAUUGAUUUUUGAAAAAUUUUUUCAUGAGAUAUUUUGAUAAAAGUGUAAAAAUAAUUCUGUAAAAAUGUUCAUAUUACGUGUACUUCCCUUGUUGUAACUCUCGUGUAAUAGAAAGCAGGAAAAUUCAGAGGAGUGGAAACUAAGGAAAUGUGCUAAACUGACACAUGCAGAGAAAUGUUUUGUCAUUUAUUGUGAUCACUUAAUGUAAAAGAAAUAUAUUACAGGGAAAUUAUUAGUUUUAUCAAUUGGACUUCAAGGUGUAUGCAUUCAAGGAAAUAGGUUUUUUUUUUUUUUUACAUGUAUUGUGUAGAUUAAUUAUCAAUUUCAAAGCAAAAUUUUCUAGUUUUUUAAUGCUUUUUCUUGGGUACAUUAAAAAAAAACAUUUUCCAACAAAGAAAGUGGAUGGAAAAUGGUCUCUUCAGUCUUGGGUGCCACAGAAAUUUACAGUCAUAUGAUGUUCCUAAUUGUCAAACUUCUUUUAACAGAAGUCUCAGAUUCUUUAAAUAAGGGAGGCACUUUGAAUGUGUUUAAAUUGUUCUCAAUUUUUUUUUCCUGUGAUAACAUAUAUGUGUUCGUUUCUGUCUCAAAUUAUUUUGUAUUGAUUUUAGAUUAAAUGAUGAAAUAUUAUAUUUGGACCAAUGGUAUUACCAUAUAUAUUUUCACUUGUACAAUUCACAUGUACAUGUAUUUGAAUUCCAAUUUAAGCAUAGGUGUCCUGAACUUAUCACACUGUGCUGUUUGAAUUAGUCAGUUGUGUAUUUUCAGAGUAAAUGGUUGCCCCAAAAAUGUAUAUUUUUCUAAAAAUUGUCCUUUUUUAUUGAAAAGUACCGUUAGUAUAUAUAAUUAUGCAUAUGUAAUGAUUUAUUAAUGAUUUUAACUCUAUAAUGGAUAAUUUAUUUUUUUUUUGGAGGGGGGGGGGGGCAAAAAUUGUCUUUAAUGUGUGCCAGCUGGUCAUAGGCCUAAAAUCUCCAUUGUUUUCCCAAAGUGAUUGACAGAAAAAAAUGACCCCACAGAAAAAUGAUAGAUAUAAUAUUGAUGUUAAAUGAAAUAAUUUUCCUUCAACUAUGAAGUGUCCAAUUAGAUUUACAUGUUUACUGAUCUUUCAUUGUUUCAUUGUGUGAAUUUCUUGGCUGAAUACCAUAGAUGAUAAUGGAAGGUGUCCAAGGGAAAAGAUUAUUUUUAUUAGGCCUGAUUGUUAAUAUUUUGUGAUAUUUGUGAUAACCCAGUAAAGAUAUAAAAUACUGGGAUCUCCCCCUGCAAUAAAGUAUGUAAAUAUAUAUUUUCUAUGUGAUGUUUGAUUUAUACAAUGUAUAUACAAAACAUGAUAAUAAAAAUCUAAAAUUUAUUUUUGUUGGCGAUUACAGUACAUGUGCUUAUUUUGAACUCCCAAUUUCAAAUACAUGUACAUACAGAAAUUUCCUGCAUCAAUUACAUCUAUUCAUUCAGCAAAAAUGACCCUAUUCAGAACAUAUUU
Molecule: messenger RNA, 4204 nt
Organism: Saccostrea echinata
Lineage: Eukaryota; Metazoa; Mollusca; Bivalvia; Ostreida; Ostreidae
Product: sterol O-acyltransferase 1-like
Exons: 16
Coding region: 58-1683 (541 amino acids)
Biological process (GO): cholesterol metabolic process
Cellular component (GO): endoplasmic reticulum membrane
Source: RefSeq, a predicted model, not a curated record